UUUUCCGCCCGACAGGCAUGCAAGACCCCAACAGACCAGGCCAAUACCCUCCAGGCCAGUACCCUCCUCAGCCGUAUCCGCCGCAGCUAUACCCUCCACAGCAAUAUCCGCCGCAGCAGUACCCUCCUCAGCAAUAUCCGCCGCAGCAGUACCCUCCUCAGCAGUACCCGCCGCCUGUGCAAUAUGCGCCUCAGCAGCCGUAUUAUGCCCAGCCUCCGCCGAUCCAAUACGCCCAGUCGCCCGUGAUCAUGCAGCAACCUCCAACAGUCAUCAUGCAGCAGCCAGGAUACAUCCAGCAGCCGAUGUACGUGCAGCAGCCUGGCGUAAUCUACGGCGGCCCAGGGUACGUUGGCAGCGGCGUCGUGGGCGGGCCCAUGUACAUGGGGUUUAAGAACAAGGGGUUCGGCUUUGGAUUUUUCAAAUAGACAUGACACAUUAUUGGUGUGAUAAAACAAUAUGACUUCCUUUCGCCCCGUG
Molecule: messenger RNA, 477 nt
Organism: Aphanomyces invadans
Lineage: Eukaryota; Oomycota; Saprolegniomycetes; Saprolegniales; Verrucalvaceae
Exons: 1
Coding region: 18-425 (135 amino acids)
Source: RefSeq, a predicted model, not a curated record